Molecule: messenger RNA, 923 nt
Organism: Diabrotica virgifera virgifera (western corn rootworm)
Lineage: Eukaryota; Metazoa; Arthropoda; Insecta; Coleoptera; Chrysomelidae
Exons: 5
Coding region: 1-822 (273 amino acids)
Biological process (GO): iron ion transport
Cellular component (GO): plasma membrane
Molecular function (GO): copper ion binding; oxidoreductase activity
Source: RefSeq, a predicted model, not a curated record
AUGCUUCAGCAGGUACUAAAUCCACUGGACGCCAUUUGCAACAAGCCAAGAAGAGAUGCUGUAUGUGUAAGCCAACUCAAAAAUGCAAAAAAGGUUGACAAAGCAAUACUUCAAGAAAGACCUGACGUUAAGAUAUUCUUACCAUUUAGAUUUUUAUUUUAUAAGCCAGAAGAAGUUUUUAAACCUCAUACAUACAACAGGUUUUUAGCUGCCGUUACGGGUGACCAUGUCAUAAGUUUGAUUGAUGAAAUUUCAUUAGUGUUUCCACCAGCUCCUCCCCUUUCACAAUUGGAUGAGUUGGAUCAAGAUCUGUUUUGUAAUGGGGAUAACAGGCCAGUCAAUUGUGGGAAAAACUGCGAGUGUGUGCAUACCGUAGAUAUACCGCUUAACGCAAUUGUAGAAGUAGUUUUAGUUGACGAAGUUCAAUCGCCAAACUUAAGCCAUCCUUUCCAUCUUCAUGGAUACAACUUCAACGUUGUGGGUAUUGGACGAUCACCCGAUCAGAACGUUAAAAAAAUUAACUUAAAACACGCCCUCGAUCUCGAUAGAAGAGGACUACUACACAGACAAUUUAAUCUACCUCCACUUAAGGAUACCGUAGCGGUGCCAAAUAAUGGUUAUGUGAUAUUUAGGUUUAGAGCCGAUAAUCCAGGUUUUUGGCUAUUCCACUGUCAUUUCCUUUUCCAUAUAGUAAUAGGAAUGGGACUGAUAGUACACGUAGGCACUCAACAAGACUUGCCCCCUGUACCCGAAGGUUUCCCUCGAUGUGGUCAUCAUUUGCCGCCUAUAACGCCCCCGCCUGCGAUCCAUAGUUACCAGUGAUAUCAUGUACAAAUAUUUUAAUAUUAGGAAAAAAAUAUAAUGAUAUGUUUUAAAGCAUUUGUCUAGAGAAACUGGUAGAACACGUUAAAAUGAUGAUUUUA